Messenger RNA from Bursaphelenchus xylophilus (pine wood nematode), 1257 nucleotides. The record is from the annotation of a GenBank genome assembly. NCBI's taxonomy places the organism in Eukaryota, Metazoa, Nematoda, Chromadorea, Rhabditida, Aphelenchoididae.
AUGGAGAAUUUGCACGCUAAUCCGACCGUUUUCGAUCUACAGAAGCUGGAGAAAUACACAAGGAGUAAUGGUAAGUGAAUAAAAAAGGGAAGGUGCGUGCUUGAUGGCAUGCAAGAAAUGCAGGAAGUGCUGGCGAUAGAGGGAAAAUAUUUGAAUUCUAAAUUUUGGACUUUAAUUUUUGCAGGUUGAAAUUUUUCUUGGAAAAACGUGGGAUCAAAAUUUUUCCAAAAAAAAAAGAAAAUAAAGAAAAUAUUUCUUGAGAUGAUGAUAUUGGGUAUAAACCUUGAUUAGUUUUUUCUGAGACGUAUGCAGGACUUUUGGCUCACGCUUUGCUCAAAUCAGGGUGAUUUUUGGGUCGAAAAGAUAAUCGAAGUCAUUAUUUUUGUAACUGCAUCAUGAAAGCGGGUUAUGGCAAGCGCAAUUGUGUUUUUCUGAGUGCACAAUUUAUAUGUCAUACAUCAUUUAGCUAGCGUUCUGAAUUCCCAACCGAUUGUUGGCCAAACGCUGCGGUAAAUGAGAGAAAAGUCUAUCAUUUACCGUAGUUCUGAGCAACAGAUUCCUUUUGCAAAAUUCUUGUAGUCGAAUAAAAUUCUACAUAUUUUGUUUUGAAAGAGUACGCAAAAUGUCAAAUUUCCGAAAAUCUUUGUUCUAAAAAUAUCAGUGGUUUCUGCAAAAUAUUGGGGGAGGAGAGUAAAAACACGUGUUGCCACUCCAGUCAGCAAGUCAGGCGUGCUGGGCGGGUCGCACUUGCGGGAAACCACGUUGUAGGAGCUAGAAAAGACGCUGAGAUUGACGUUUGGAAAUCAGCCAACAUUUUCUUACACCAGGAAAUUCUAGCGAUAGAUUUGGCACUUAGAUGUUGCGAAUUAAAACUUCCAAGUGCAUAAUGGUUGAAUAGUUGCCAUAAGGUUCACCAGGCAUUUUUAAAGUUCAUAAGCCACUUUUUGAAAACAAAUUCCCAUAACUUUUUUUUUGGAUGACAAGCUGUUUACAUCUCAUUGUUAUCGUAGCUACCCCUGCUGACAGUUAGCUCUAAAACCCCUAUUUUCAGCGAACGCGGACAUCCCGGUGUUCCACCUCGUCCUCGUGAUCGUCUCCGUCCUCCUGAUCUGCUGCUCCAUCUUCACAGCCAUCGGGAUUUAUCUUCGAGUCCUCCAUUUGAGUCGGCGCCACAAAAGGAAACGGCGGAAUGUUGAGGAUGGAAACAAAUCAAUUCAGGCAGCACAGCCCCUGAGGGUGAAUGUGGAGGAAUGCUGA